GAAAGCAUUGAGGAUUCCUUUCUCUGUACCUACACUGCAAUAUCAAUCCAUCACCAAAAUUUGUUCCGGGAAACUUUUUUUUUUUUUUUUUUGGAGUAAAUUUGUUCCGGGAAACUUCUCGGCUUCUUAUGUAAAACUUGUCGGGUUAAUCUUUUAGAAUUGUAGAUUCACAAAAACCGAAAUUUUUAACUACUACUUUUGUUUUGCACGGACUAUACCUCAGAAAUAUCUCUAAAGACUUUUCCAACACAUUGUUCAAAUGCCCCCACCAAACGUUAGCAACAGGAGAACAGAAACAUUAACUUCAACUUUGUCCUUUCCUUCUACAUUAAUUAUGGUUUGGACUUUUAUUAGUCAAGGUCUUUACUGAUCGAAGUCUAUAGAACUCCCUGAUUCGGAAGCUAUAUAUCCAGAGCCUCCCAUUGUGAGAGCUGUAGAGGACAUCUUUGCAAGGUAGUUACUUGCACAACUCCUUGUCAAACUCUGAAACUACCUUUUUUUAUAUAAGGAAAACUCUGAAACUACCUACCCAGAGUCUUUCAAAUGCAAUCUCCAAAAUGCCACUUGCUUAUAUUCUUGAUUCAAUUAGUCUCCAUCAUUAGCUUUUACCACUACAUAACCCCAAUAAGAGGUGAAGAUGAAACUGGUGUUGUAGAAGUGGAUGUGGGCAUAAUUCUUGAUCUGAAAACAGAUGUGGCAAAAGUAAUGCACACAUGUAUCUUACUGGCACUUGAAGAUUACCAUGCCGCUAGUCGCAGUGCCAUUCGGAUAGUUCCUCACUUGAAUGAUUCGAACAAAGAUGAUGUUGAAGCAGCAUCUGCAGCCAUUUACUUGCUAAAGGAUGUCCAAGUACAAGCUAUAUUUGGACCCCAAACGUCUACACAAACUGAUUUUGUGAUCGACAUAGGCAAGAGAGUAAAAGUCCCUAUACUUUCUCCAGCAACAAGUCCUUCACUUACAGUCAAGGAAAACCCCUACUUCAUCAGAGGAGCACUUCCUUCUUCAAGCCAGACUAAGGCCAUUGCAGCAAUUGUUAAGAACUUUGGUUGGAGGGAGGUUGUAGUCAUCUACGAGGAUAGCGCCUAUGGAACCGGGAUAGUUCCACAUUUGACUGAUGCCUUACUGGAAAUCAGCACUUUAGUCUCCUAUAGAAGUGUUAUUUCUCCUUCAGCCAAUGAUGAUCAAAUCCUCAGGGAGCUAUACAAGUUGAAUACUAUGCAGACCAGAGUCUUCGUUGUGCACUUGCGACCAUUACUUGCCAAAAGCCUUUUCCUCAACGCAAACAAAGCCGGGAUGAUGAGCGAAGGAUAUGCAUGGAUCAUCACAGAUCUGCUAACGAGUCUUCUGGACUCGGUAGAUCAUUCAGUGAUUGAGUCAUCAAUGCAAGGUGUUAUUGGUCUAAAGCCUUAUGUUCCAAGAACCAAUGAGCUUAUCGAUUUCACCAAGAGAUGGAGAAGGAGAUUUCGUCAAGAGUAUCCGAACACGAACACAGUAGAACUCAAUGUUUUUGGGCUGUGGGCGUAUGAUGGAAUCAAAGCAUUAACAAUAGCAGUAGAAAAGGUGGGUGGCACUUCCAUCCCAAAAUUCAAGAAAGCAGACACUAGAAAGAACUUAACGGACUUGGAUGCACUUGGAACCUCAGAGUUGGGAUCUCUGCUCAUUCACUCUAUGAAAAACAUAACGCUAAAAAGAAGUCUAAGUGGUGAUUUCCGCCUCAUUGAUGGAGAAUUGCAGCCUUCCCCAUAUGAGAUUGUGAAUAUAAUUGGGAAAGCAGAGAGAACAAUUGGAUUCUGGACAGAGAAAGAUGGAAUUUCAUGUAAACUGAAGAUGGUUCCUAAAACAGCUGCUAAGUGCAAUAAUAAGCAACUAGGAGCCAUAAUUUGGCCCGGUGAAUCUCAUAUUGUUCCGAAAGGCUGGGAAAUACCCACAACUGGGAAGAAGUUAAUGGUCGGAGUUCCUGCCAAAGGAUGGAUGAACGAAUUCAUUGAAGUGAAAAAAGAUUCAAAAACCCAAGCAGUAACUGCAACUGGUUUCUGUGCAGAUGUCUUCAAAGAAGUCAUCUUAUCUUUGCCGUAUGCUCUCCGUUAUGAAUUUAUUCCAUUUCAAAUACCAGAUAGCCCCACUUCUCCAGACUACGAUAAUCUUGUCAAAAAGGUCUCUUCUAAGGAAUAUGAUGCAGUUGUAGGUGAUGUGACCAUUUUAGCAAACCGAUCCGAGUAUGUGGAUUUUACGUUACCUUUUACGGAGUCGGGUAUUUCAAUAGUAGUGCCAGUAAAGGAUGAUGACAGGAAGAAUAUUUGGAUUUUCUUGAAACCUCUAAAGAGCGAGCUUUGGAUAACAACUGGAGCAUUCUUCUUCUUCAUUGGUUUUGUGGUUUGGAUACUCGAACAUCGUGUAAACAAAGAGUUUCGAGGACCCAAAUGCAAGCAAGUUGGGAUUAUAUUCUGGUUUUCCUUCUCAACUCUCGUUUUUGCUCAUAGAGAGCAGGUAAAAAGUAACUUAACAAGAUUUGUGAUGAUUGUGUGGGUUUUCGUGGUUCUGGUACUGACAUCAAGUUACACGGCCAGCUUAACAUCUAUGUUAACGGUACAACAGCUCCAACCUACGAUAACAGACCUCAAUGAUCUCAUUAAGAAUGGAGAAUAUGUUGGGUAUCAAGAGGGUUCCUUUGUCAAAGAUGUCUUGAAGCGCAUGAAAUUUGAUAGCUCCAAGUUCAAAAGUUAUACCACAUUGGAAGAGUAUAAUGAUGCGCUUUCAAAAGGAAGUAAAAAUGGAGGUGUUGGUGCAAUUAUUGAUGAACUUCCUUAUCUCAGACUCUUUCUCAAGAAGUACUGCAGGAAGUAUAUUAUGGUCGGUCAGACUUACAAGACUGCUGGCUUUGGAUUCGUCUUUCCAAAAGGGUCACCUUUGGUACCUGACAUCUCAAGAGCAGUCUUGAGGGUGAUGGAGGGAGAGUUUAUGAAUAAUGUAAUACAGAAAUACUUUGGGAAUGAAACAGAUUGUUCACAGAAAGACGGAAUGGCUAUAACAUCUGAUAGCCUCACGCUAGAUAGUUUUAAGGGCCUUUUCCUCAUAGCUGGUGUAUCAGCAGGUUCCGCUCUUCUCAUAUUCUUCCUCAUCUUCCUUUAUCAGAAUAAGGAAAUCUUAACGACUGAUGACUCAAUAAGACAAAAGCUUUCUGCCAUAGCAAAGGUCUUCGAUGAAGAGAAAGUGAAACCUGAUUCUAAGUCAGAAAUGUUGGGCGAAGGCAAUGAAAGCCAAAUGACUACACUGUUUGCAGCAAAUGCAGCUUCCCCUGAAACAUUGUCCUACCUUCCUUCACAAAGCCCAGAAAGAACUGCAUCACCUCCAUAUGAAGGAUUCUCUACAACAGAACCUGGAACUCCAGUUCAAGAACCCAUUACAAAUGAAGUGAGAUGGCAGAUAUAACUGCUAAUACAAUUAUGAACAGCCCAGGAUAGAUUGUAUACUGAUGCGCAAGCGCUAGAAAAGUUAGACGAGGCUACAUUAUCACCUUGGCCAUAAUAUUUGUAUCAAGAGUUUAGGUAGACAGGCAAGAUUUAAGAGGAUAUUUUGGCGCUCUUGGCCAUAGUAUUUGUAUCAAGAUUUAAGAGGAAGAGUUUAAUAGUACCAGUUAAAAAAAAUAAAAAAGAUUUAAAAGGAAGAGUAAUACUCCCUCCGUUUCAAUUUAAGUCAACUUAUUUCCUUA
Molecule: messenger RNA, 3709 nt
Organism: Lycium barbarum (goji berry)
Lineage: Eukaryota; Viridiplantae; Streptophyta; Magnoliopsida; Solanales; Solanaceae
Product: glutamate receptor 2.8-like
Exons: 5
Coding region: 544-3429 (961 amino acids)
Cellular component (GO): plasma membrane
Molecular function (GO): glutamate-gated receptor activity
Source: RefSeq, a predicted model, not a curated record